AGUGUUUAACCUUGCAUCUACCAACCUAAACUCCAUUUCCCCCAUUUCCAUUUUCCCGCCUCCGCCACUCCACUCCCACAAUGCCAAAACGCCGACGACACGAUUCCGAUGACGAUUCCGACCCGGACACCGACACCAUCCACCUCCCCUUCAAAAACCGCUUAAAACCCGACUCCGAAAUCCUCUCAAUCCUCAAAACCCUAAAAACCGCUUCCACAAAAUCGGGAUCCACUUCCAAAACCCUAACCCUAACUGACCUCUCACUAUCAUCCACUUGCCGUGAAGUAACCGACCUACCGUUAUCUUCCGUACAAUCCAGAAUCCAGAACUUAGCCAUCUCUUUAGCUAAAUCCAUCCUUUCCGGUAACGGAUUUUCAUUCUCCGUCCCCUCACGCGCCGCCAAUAACCAACUCUACGUUCCGGAACUCGACCGCAUUGUUUUGAAAGACAAAUCGUCUAUCCGUCCCUACUCAUCCGUCUCCACUGUCCGAAAAACCACAAUUACGACACGAAUUAUGUCCUUGAUACAUCAAUUGACUUUGAAAAACAUACAUGUGACUAAACGUGACUUGUUUUAUACUGAUGUGAAACUGUUUCAGGAUCAGACACAGUCGGAUGCUGUUUUGGACGAUGUUUCGUGUAUUUUAGGAUGUACGAGGUCUUCGUUGAACGUUGUUGCGGCCGAAAAGGGGGUUGUGGUUGGGAGGUUGGUUUUUAGUGAUAACGGUGAUAUGAUUGAUUGUACGAAAAUGGGGAUAGGUGGGAAGGCGAUACCGCCUAAUAUAGAUAGAGUUGGUGAUAUGUCUAGUGAUGCUUUGUUUAUAUUGUUGGUUGAAAAAGAUGCCGCGUAUAUGAGAUUAGCCGAAGAUAGGUUUUAUAAUCGGUUUCCUUGUAUUAUUGUGACUGCUAAAGGACAACCUGAUGUUGCUACUAGGUUGUUCUUAAGGAAGAUGAAAAUGGAGCUCAAGUUGCCGGUUUUGGCACUUGUGGAUAGCGAUCCUUACGGGUUGAAGAUUUUGUCGGUUUAUGGGUGUGGGUCGAAGAAUAUGUCUUACGAUAGUGCUAAUUUGACUACACCGGAUAUUAAAUGGUUAGGGAUUAGGCCGAGUGAUUUGGAUAAGUAUAAGAUACCGGAACAAUGUAGGUUGCCGAUGACUGAGCAGGAUAUUAAGACUGGGAAGGAUUUGUUGGAAGAGGAUUUUGUGAAGAAGAAUCCCGGGUGGGUUGAAGAAUUGAAUUUGAUGGUUAAGACGAAACAAAAGGCGGAAAUUCAGGCCUUGAGUACCUUUGGUUUUCAGUAUUUGUCCGAGGUCUACCUGCCAUUGAAGCUGCAGCAACAAGAUUGGCUUUAGUGAUGCUUAGGUGUGUUGUUUUCUAGAGAUGCUUACCAGCCUGUGUUGACCUACACUUUACCUGUUUCUUGGAUAGUAAUUACCCGGUUUGUACCUGCAAAAGAUUUUAGUUUGUUUCAUUUAAACCAUAUCCGCACAAUGUUCUUUCAAACUGUUCAUCAAGGAUACUUGUAUUAGUGGGUGUUGUAAAGAAUCAGGUAUAAAAGUUCUGUGAAUUUGACACUAUAAAGUACGUCUAUUGAAUGUUCUUUAAA
Molecule: messenger RNA, 1606 nt
Organism: Erigeron canadensis
Lineage: Eukaryota; Viridiplantae; Streptophyta; Magnoliopsida; Asterales; Asteraceae
Product: DNA topoisomerase 6 subunit A
Exons: 2
Coding region: 81-1352 (423 amino acids)
Biological process (GO): meiotic DNA double-strand break processing; DNA topological change; reciprocal meiotic recombination
Cellular component (GO): nuclear chromosome
Molecular function (GO): DNA binding; DNA topoisomerase type II (double strand cut, ATP-hydrolyzing) activity; ATP binding
Source: RefSeq, a predicted model, not a curated record